Molecule: messenger RNA, 525 nt
Organism: Oryza brachyantha (malo sina)
Lineage: Eukaryota; Viridiplantae; Streptophyta; Magnoliopsida; Poales; Poaceae
Product: glycine-rich cell wall structural protein 1.0-like
Exons: 2
Coding region: 1-525 (174 amino acids)
Source: RefSeq, a predicted model, not a curated record
AUGGAGAGGAGCGGCGGUACGCGGUGGCGGGAGAGGCUGGUGGUGCCGGCUGUUGCAGCGCUCCUCUUCGCGUCCGCGUUCGUGCAGUGCGUGGGCGCUGGCGACGGCGAGGAGGAGCCAGCGGAGCCGGGGAAGACGGCGCCGACGCUGCCGCCGGGGUGGAAAGGUGACUCCGGGUCCGGCCACGGGUCCAGCCCCGAAGGUUCUUGGAAUUACGGGUGGGGCUGGGCCGCUGGGCCUGGCGGCAAGGGCUCCGGGUUCGGGUUUGGUUACGGCGGCAGCAGAGGCGAAGGCUUUGGUGGUGGUGGCGGCGGAUAUCCUGGUGAUUUUGGCCAGGGUGGUGGCAGCUUUGGUGGCUCCGUUGGCGAUGAUACUGGUGGCUACAAUGGUGACGCGGGCGGCGGCGGAGACGGGGGUGGAUACGGUGGGGACUCCGGCGACGGCGAGGUCGGUGCAAACUGGAGCAAGCGCGGCCGGUUCGGCGGCGGCAAGGCACAGCAGAAGGACGGUGGCGGUAAGAACUGA